AUGGCAGGAGCCUCAGUGAAGGUGGCAGUACGCGUGCGACCUUCAACUCCCGAGACCAGCCGAGAUGCCAAGUGUGUUAUACAGAUGCAGGGCAACUCCACCUGCAUCUCCAACCCCAAACAGCCCAAGAAUGAAGGCAAGAGUUUCACCUUCGACUACUCUUACUGGUCACACACUACGGCGGAGGAUGAGAGAUUUGCCUCCCAGAGACAAGUCUAUAAGGACAUCGGAGAGGAAAUGCUGCUUCAUGCUUUUGAAGGAUACAAUGUCUGUAUCUUCGCCUACGGACAGACCGGAGCAGGGAAGAGUUACACCAUGAUGGGAAGACAGGAAGAGGGACAGGAGGGGAUCAUUCCCCAGCUGUGUGAGGAUUUGUUUAAGAGGACAGUUGGAAACACAGAUCCUGAUCUCUCCUUCUCAGUGGAGG
Messenger RNA from Oncorhynchus masou masou (cherry salmon), 427 nucleotides. Its product is annotated as kinesin-like protein KIF1C. The transcript has 5 exons. Gene Ontology annotation, biological process: microtubule-based movement. Lineage: Eukaryota; Metazoa; Chordata; Actinopteri; Salmoniformes; Salmonidae. The annotation marks the transcript as partial. The record is from RefSeq and is a predicted model, not a curated record. Gene Ontology annotation, molecular function: microtubule motor activity; ATP binding; microtubule binding.